Molecule: messenger RNA, 2931 nt
Organism: Anguilla anguilla (European eel)
Lineage: Eukaryota; Metazoa; Chordata; Actinopteri; Anguilliformes; Anguillidae
Product: serine/threonine-protein kinase pim-3-like
Exons: 6
Coding region: 453-1421 (322 amino acids)
Biological process (GO): protein autophosphorylation; regulation of mitotic cell cycle; negative regulation of apoptotic process
Cellular component (GO): cytoplasm
Molecular function (GO): protein serine/threonine kinase activity; ATP binding
Source: RefSeq, a predicted model, not a curated record
GGAGGAAUAUAUCCACCCCUCCACGCGUCAAAAUAUUGCCGUUAAGUAGGGGCGACCUCACGAGCGAAAGCCCAGACAACCGAGAACGGGGUUGCGCAUGUAUCUACCAUACUGUAAACUGAUUGUUAGUUUAGCUUCUGCUUUAUUUUAAUGUUAAUUUGCAAACGUCCUGUUUUUUAAAUCAGGAUUAUUUUGGACAGAAUUUGUUUGUGCAGUUCCUAUACUUGGUACUGGGAAAUCUUUUUACGGAUUUUUUUUUCUUUUUGGACCUGGAUCUACAGUAACUAUAUCAACGUUCGUGCCAGACUUGCGGUGGAUUUAGCGCACUGGAUUGACCCAAUCAGCUUGCUAGCAGGCAGCGAGCUCAUUUAUCUGAACCCUUUUCCUUUCCCCGGAUUUGGAUCAUAAACUACCGAUCAUUGGACUUUUCGUUGUUUUGAAUACGUCUUAAUAUGCUGUUCGGCUCAUUUUCCCAUAUUUACAGCCCGACGACUAUGGAUCACUUGCCGGUGAAAAUACAGCUUCAGCCAGUAAAAGUGGAGAAGGAGCCAUUUGACAAGGUUUAUCAGUUUGGAUCCGUAUUGGGCAGUGGUGGAUUUGGAAUUGUGUACGCCGGUAGUCGCAUUUCGGACGGGUUGCCGGUCGCCAUUAAACAUGUGGCCAAGGAGAGGGUGAACGAGUGGGGCACGAUUAAUGGCGCUAUGGUUCCUUUGGAGAUCCUGUUGAUGAAGAAAGUGGGUUCCACGUUUCGAGGCGUGAUAAAGCUCCUGGAUUGGUACGAGAGGCCAGACGGCUGGCUCCUCGUCAUGGAGAGGCCCGAGCUGGUCAAGGAUUUGUUUGACUUCAUCACCGAGAAGGGCGCGUUGGACGAAGAGACGGCGCGGGGGUUCUUCCGACAGGUCCUGGAAGCCGUCCGGCACUGCUACAGCUGCGGAGUGGUCCACAGAGAUAUCAAGGACGAAAACCUCCUAGUGGACCUACGCAGCGGAGACCUCAAGCUCAUUGACUUUGGUUCGGGGGCGAUUCUCAAGGACACCGUGUAUACAGAUUUCGACGGCACGAGAGUGUACAGUCCUCCGGAGUGGAUCCGCUACCAUAGAUACCACGGGCGCUCGGCAACAGUGUGGUCGCUCGGCGUGCUGCUGUUCGACAUGGUCUGCGGGGACAUCCCCUUCGAGCAGGACGAGGAGAUCCUGCGCGGGAGCCUCUGCUUCCGGGGGAGCGUCUCUGCAGAGUGCCAGAAGCUGAUCAAGUGGUGCCUGUCCCAGCGGCCUUCGGACCGGCCCACGCUGGAGCAGGUCUUCGACCACCCGUGGAUGCACUCGAGCGCCACCGCCAAGACGGACGACCGCGACGCCAUCCGGCUGCGCGCCAUCGACGCCGGCGCGUCCAGCACCAGCUCCAGCAAGGAGAGCCUCUGAGACCCCCCUGGCCCUGUCGGGCUGGUGGGCGGGGCUCACGGUCCUCACGUUCACACUGGGCUGCUAGGACAUUCACCUUCCUGUCACAUGUACCCUCCCCCCUCUAUUUUUCAGUUUUUUGAAACAGAAUGUCCCCCCCCCCCCCUCUCAAAUAAGUCCUUUUAUUGUUUUUGUACUUUCGUUUCCUCAUGGGGAACAGUAGUGUUUGGGUGGUCUUAGCCAGCAUUUGUUCAUUUUGUAUUUAAUUUUUGUUUUUUAAUUUGUUACACAGAUGGUCUAAGAGUCUAGAGACCCUUCCAUCCAGACAUGCUGGCUGCUCUUAUAGAGCGCGGACAACUUUUAUUUGCGUUUGUAAUUUUGUCCGGUUUUCGUUUUGAGUGCCUUUUUGAAAGCUGCUUUUGUGGGAUUUUGUCUCUUUUUUUUUUUUUGCCAGUUAUUAGCGUUUGUAAUUUGCACACUAUGGAGCGGGGGAGGGGUCUCUCCCCUCCAUAUGCAAAUUUACAAGCCCGAAGUGGGAUUAUUGGAGGGGAGGGGGCAGGGCAGGGUCAUACAGUUUGUGGAGUACUUGAAACACACCCUCACUGCCUCUUAUUUUGCUGCUCACUCACUUCAGUCUGAACUGGCUUUUCAAAUGGGACCCUUUAUUUAUUUAAUUUUAAUGUUGUACGUGUAUACCUUUUUGUACUUUAUCUGAAUGUGUACUGAAGACGGCCCUGCCCCUGUAUCUUAAUGUAGGGGUGUUUGUGCCCCAGGAGUCCCGCGCUUUUAUUUUGCUUUUUUCCUCCCCUUUCCCCCAUUUUAUUCUUCUCACGAUGUGUCUCUUGUCCAGGCUUCUCCUGGCUUGGGCUGUGAAAAUGCACGAUCAAUGCAAUAUUCAUAGACUCAGUUAUGUUUAGUUUAUUUUGUUUUUUUUAAUACAAAUAUUGUAUAAUAUAUUUCUGCUCAUUCCCCUCCCCCCCCCCAGUAUAUUUAUUUGUAUUAUGUAGACAUUCCACACUUUUGUGGUUAUUUAUUUAUUUAUUUUUUGUCUCUGCUCAAACGAGAAAAGAAAUUCCCAAGAUCACUCCUCUUUUAUAUGGCCUUUUGGUUGCAUUCCUGAAAGGGGGGAACCAUUUAAUUUGACCUGUUAACUUUGAAAAUGUACAAAAGCUGUUGUUUUGUAUGAAAGUUCAGGUUUACAUUGAUUGUUUAAAAAAAAAAAAAAAAAAAAAAAACAGUUAAGAGUUUGAAAACUGCAAGUUUCGUUAUCCUUUGCAGAGUCUGGGAUAGUUGCAUCUAAAAAAAAAAAAUCAAGCAAUGUUGUUUGGAUAAACGGUUAAGUUACUGAACCAGUACGAUCUCCUUUUGUUGAAUUCCGGAGAGCGAGAUUUAAUUUGGGAAGAACUUUACCUGUUACUGAUGCAUUGUGGCCCAAUGUUGGAGAUGUCUUUUUUCAGUUUAGUAGUGUGAAUUACAAUUAUGGAGAUCCUAUUUUUAUACAGAAAUUUCAAUUAAAUCAUUUUGUUCAUAA